GACGAGAGCCUACAGAGUCUAGAGAGUUGGCCAGGACUAGAAGGACUGGCAGAGAAAUCAUCUUGGACCAGAUCUUUUUAUCAUUCCAAACUUCUCAAGGAGAAAUCCGCAAUAUUUCUAUUCUACCUCGCCUGUACAGGAUUGGAGAAGGGGAGAGGAGCUGAACUAGAACUAAACCUUCUCCUGGAUCUUCAGAAUCUUGUUUUCUCGGAUCAGGAAUUUUAUCAAACCUCGAUAUUCUUUAGAGACAAAAAUAACAAAAUCGAUGAAAUUUUCAGGUUGUAUGGUUCCGGUCUGGAGAGUCCAGAUGUGAGAAGCUCCCUAGAGAGACCGGAUGGGAGAAGCUCCUUAGUCCGGAGUAUUCUAGAUCUAAAACAAGAUGAAGCAAUCAGAUCUGCCUUGAACCCUGCUUUCAUCCUAUUCAUCAAAUCCUCACAUCUUCAUCCUUCAUCCCUUCAACACUGUAUCCUCUCCCUACUAUAGCUCAGUCAUCCUUUAUGCCUUCAACACUGUAUCCUCUCCCUACUAUAGAUCAGUCAUUCUUCAUCCCUUCAACACUGUAUCCUCUCCCUACUGUAGCUGAGUCAUCCUUCAUCCCUUAAACACUGUAUCCUCUCCAUACUAUAGCUGAUUCAUCCUUCAUCUCUUCAACACUGUUCAACACUGUAUCUUUUCCAUAUAGUAUAUCAUCCUUCAUACCUUCCACGCUGUAUCCUCUCCCUACUAUAGUUGAUUCAUCCUUCAUCCCUUCAACACUGUAUCCUCUCCCUACUAUAGUGUAUCAUCCUUCAUCCCUUCAACACUGUAUCCUCUCCAUAUAGUGUAUCAUCCUUCAUCCCUUCCACCCUGUAUCCUCUCCCUACUAUAGCUGAGUCAUCCUUCAUCCCUUUAGCACUGUAUCCUCUCCCUAUUACAGUGUAUCAAUAUCAUCCUUCAUCCCUUCAUCACUGUAAAUGGCUUUAUCAGUCAUCCCACAUUCUCUGGUAUAGCUUGUUCAGUCAUUCAUCAUCCACUUCAUCUCUAGCUCAGUCAUC
Eurytemora carolleeae is the source of this 1034-nucleotide messenger RNA. RefSeq lists its product as uncharacterized. Lineage: Eukaryota; Metazoa; Arthropoda; Copepoda; Calanoida; Temoridae. The record is from RefSeq and is a predicted model, not a curated record.